Messenger RNA from Lytechinus variegatus (green sea urchin), 1665 nucleotides. RefSeq lists its product as uncharacterized. The transcript has a single exon. NCBI's taxonomy places the organism in Eukaryota, Metazoa, Echinodermata, Echinoidea, Temnopleuroida, Toxopneustidae. The record is from RefSeq and is a predicted model, not a curated record. The coding region runs from base 1 to 1665 and encodes 554 amino acids. Gene Ontology annotation, molecular function: zinc ion binding.
AUGGCGUCUAAGUUCCCCAAAAAGAAGAGUCGAGAGAACGAGCUUCGUACAAGGAAAGGUCAUGACAUGACAUGGUCAUGUGACAAGCAUGGUGAGCCAAUCAAAUUGUACUGUGUACAACAUAGCAUUUCUAUUUGUCAUGUAUGUGCUACUAAAAAUCAUCAGAAACCAUGUAAGCUAGACGACAUUGAGGAUGUCAUCUUCCAGAGGAGGGUGAAUUUUUAUGAUAAAAAACCAAAGAUAGAAGAAACGAAGAAACAACUGAAAACUCUCGUCCCCAAAAUAGAAACCGUUCGAGCUAAUGCAAGUAGGAGCAUUGAUGUAGUCGAGGACCAAGUGAAGAUGACAUUCGAAGACAAGUUAAAGAAUGUAAGGGACAAGAAAGUGAGAAUGCUUCGAGAGAUUGACGAGGAGGCAGAUGAAGAAAUAAGAAUCAUUAAUGAGAAAAGGGAGAAACGGAUCAAGGACUGCAACACUGAGAUAGAAAAGGAAGAAAAAUUCCUCAAAUAUAACGAAGCUAAAUUGUUAUCAGAUACAAAGACAAUCAGUGAGGUAGUUACUAAGAAGACAAAUAAUCUCACUGGUAAAAAUCAGCAUGCAAUAAACACUUUGAUGAACAUUGAAUCAACCAUCAAACGUAUAAACCAACAUGAUGAAACAUUGGUGAAUGAAGCUCCUCAAGUACUUGCAUCUAUUGAUGACAAUUUAAGUUUGAAUGUUCAUCAAGAAGUUAGCGACUGUCUUAACCGAAUACAGAUUGAAGUUGAGAGAGUGAAGUUUGUAGAGGGGGAAGUAGGUGGAGAAUACUAUGGUAGAAUUGAUGGGUAUAUCGGUAAAUGGGAACUUGUCAAGUCAAUCCACAUUCCAUCGGUUGUUAAGCUUCCGCGUGUGUGUGGAUUCAUCAGUGAAGAUGAGAUAUGUGUCCGAGGUGAAAUUAACAAAGACACGCAUGAUACAAACAUCAACACUCAACACACAGAGAAAGUCAUUGAUGAAGGUGUGUUGAUUACAUCAUGUGCGCCCAUAGACAGUAACGUAAUAGUAUGUGGUAAGGUGAGAGAUGAUUGCACGGGUGACAGGUUGGAUGGAUGCAUCACUCUCUAUGACAGACAAUGGAAGGUGAUUAGAGACAUCAGCAUACCAAGGAAUGGACACGCCAGUUAUUGUAGUGUGUAUGUUGAUGUUGACGGUGAUGGGAUGAUCAUCGCUGCUCAGUUCAAUCAGUCUAAUAUCUACGUCAUCAAUCCUGCUGAUGAUAAGAUAGUAAACACUAUUACGAUGCAGGGUAAGAAGGUGUGGGGUGAGAUACAAGCCUUGUCAUCAGGUGAUAUCGUUUGGAAGACAUAUUAUGAUAAAUACACUGUCAUCUCACGAUCAGGAGAAGAGAAGAGUGCCAUACACUGUAAUGAGUGGGGCUUGUUUUCAGAGUGUCGCGUUGACAAACUGACAGACACACUCUACAUCUCAUACUGGGAUAGAGCGCGUAAGACCUGCGCAGUUGAUCAGGUGUCACGCGGUGGUGUCAUCCAGGCAAGGAGGAUCGUGGAAUACGUGAAAUCAGAUCGCCCUUACUACAGCAGCCCUUGCCUUGUUACUCCUUCUGGUUACCUCGUAGGAUGUGAUGGAGACAAACUUCAUCUUUACAAGAACACAUUCAUCUUGUAA